CCCCCACUCUUUUGGACCAGCCUCGCAAGCGGAGGGGAGUUUUUCCGUGUACUUUGCCAGCAAGGAGCACAUUGUGACGCCCAGCAGAAAGCAUGGGGAAGCAAAACAGCAAGCUGACUCCCGAGGUGAUGGAGGAUCUGGUGAAGAACACGGAGUUCAACGAGCACGAGCUGAAGCAGUGGUACAAAGGAUUCCUCAAGGACUGUCCCAGCGGCAGACUCAACCUGGAGGAGUUCCAGCAGCUCUACGUCAAGUUCUUCCCUUACGGCGACGCCUCCAAGUUUGCACAGCACGCCUUCAGAACCUUCGACAAAAACAGCGACGGCACCAUCGACUUCCGAGAGUUCAUCUGCGCCCUGUCCAUCACGUCACGCGGGAGCUUUGAGCAGAAACUCAACUGGGCCUUCAACAUGUACGACCUGGACGGGGACGGCAAGAUCACCAGGGUGGAGAUGCUGGAGAUAAUAGAGGCCAUCUACAAAAUGGUGGGCACGGUGAUCAUGAUGAAGAUGAACGAGGACGGCCUGACACCGGCCCAGCGGGUGGACAAGAUCUUCAGUAAGAUGGAUAAGAACAACGACGACCAGAUCUCGUUGGAGGAGUUCAAGGAGGCGGCCAAGAGCGACCCGUCCAUCGUGCUCCUGUUGCAGUGCGACAUGCAGAAGUGAGAGCCCCGGCAACCCCCGCCGCCAACGCCGCCCUUCUCCUCCAACUCUGCUCGCUCCCCGGCCCCGCCCCCCUUGGCCCCGCCCCCUUGGCCCAGCCCAGCCUGCAUCCACACACACACACACACACACACACACACACACACACACACGGGACGACAGCACAUGUUCCAACGUCUCAUUAGGUUCUCUGCCAUUUCCACAGGAAAGAAGAAGAAGAAAAAAAACAAACAACGCUUGGACUAUUUUUCAAUGGACUCGCUUCUUGUGGUCGUAUGCAUGAGAAUGUCAAAUAUGCUGAAUCAUUUUCAAUAUGCUAAGAUAUCCUUACAUUUCUAUUUGCCAACAUGCCAGCGUGUUUUGUGCACAGUAACCCCCCCCCCCCCCCCCCCCCCCGCUUGUAAAUGGGCGGAGCACUGCCUUUUCAAACUUGCGGCGUUCCCUCCCCGGCAAGUGUUGACGGAUAACGCCACCGUACGCUUCCAGUCAUAGUAAGGAAUGACAUCAUUGGAACGUCUCUACCGUCCACACUUGUUGGAGGACAGGGAGGCUUCUUCCGGAAGGAACCCACAAAAAGUAUUGCAUGCAUAUAUUACGUGUCGAAAAAAUGUAUCUAUAUAUAAAAAAAUCUCUUACAUUUAUUUAUUUUUUUUUGCAUCUUGAGAUGGUUAGGAAAAGAAACCAUCUUGAGAUUCAUUUAGUACACAGGUGGUCCUCGGGUUACAAACAUGUUCUGGUGUAUUAAAAAAAAUAUAUCAUUUACAAAAAAAAAUCAGUAGCAACAAAAAUAAAGUAUUAAGAGAAAAAACAAUUCAA
This is a messenger RNA of Doryrhamphus excisus (bluestripe pipefish), 1481 nucleotides long. NCBI's taxonomy places the organism in Eukaryota, Metazoa, Chordata, Actinopteri, Syngnathiformes, Syngnathidae. The record is from RefSeq and is a predicted model, not a curated record.